Ctenopharyngodon idella (grass carp) is the source of this 2122-nucleotide messenger RNA. RefSeq names its product dynein regulatory complex subunit 3 (gene drc3). Bases 418 to 1680 code for a protein of 420 amino acids. The transcript is spliced from 12 exons. Gene Ontology annotation, molecular function: protein binding. NCBI's taxonomy places the organism in Eukaryota, Metazoa, Chordata, Actinopteri, Cypriniformes, Xenocyprididae. The record is from RefSeq and is a predicted model, not a curated record.
AACGUAUGUGAAACGUGAAUUUAUGGACAUGUUCGCUUUACGAAAUUAUGUUAUUUUAUUAUUUUGACGGGUACACGUGAAAUAUUCUGUUCUUUCUUCUAAAAUCUCAAACAUUUCCUUUAAUUUUCCAUUUCAUGAAGAAUCUCACCUCGAAGAAUAGAAUAGAAUAGAAUUCGAAAAAUAUCCCUAUAUGGCUCAGUAUUAUUACUAUUAUUAAAUUUAUUUUAAUUUUUUUAGUCCGCCUCAAAGCUACUAACAACUCCGGAAGUUGAUAGCGGUAGUCUGCGGUUGCUGAGCAACAGUGUUGGCGUCCAGCAGACUUGUACUUAAGUGAUAUAUUUCCAGGCAGGUCACUGCUAACGUUAAUCCCCCUUACUGCAGGUAAUAAACGGGUCCAGUCAUCAGAAGCACUGGAAAAUGAGCUGGCAACAGGAUGAACCCAAAGUAAUGGAUGAGGAGAUGCUACAACAAGCAAUUGUUGAACAGGGACCUCAAGGGCAAGCUGGAAAAAUAGCCAAGAAAGAGGGCAUCAAGUAUGAGGAGGUGCUUCAGCUGCGACUGGACUUCCGGAACAUCCUGAAGAUUUACCACCUGUGGCAUUUCACCUCUCUAACAAAACUUCAGCUGGAUAAUAACGUUAUUGAGAGGAUUGAAGGGUUAGAAAACCUCACUAAUCUGGUCUGGCUGGAUCUGUCAUUCAAUAAUAUUGAAGUGAUUGAAGGACUGGACUCUCUUGUGAAUCUUCAGGACUUGAGUUUGUUCAACAACCGCAUUUCUGUCAUUGAAAAACUGGAUACGCUGCAGAAUCUGCACGUCCUCUCUAUUGGAAACAACACCAUUGAUCAACUGGAUAAUGUGAUAUACCUCAGAAAGUUUAAGAAAUUACUCACUCUCAACCUCGCGGGAAAUCCCAUCUGUGAUGAAGAGAGCUAUAAGAUAUUUGUGACGGCAUAUCUUCCAGACUUGGUUUAUCUCGACUACAGACUCUUGGAUGAACAAACGCGCGAAGCUGCCUUUGCAAAGUAUCAGUAUGCUGUUGAAGAAAUGCAACACAAUGAGCUCCAGGAGCAGCAGGCAAUAGAGGCUCAGAAGAUCAGCAACGAGGAGCUUCAACUGCACAAGGACGCAUUCGUGGAGUUCUUGAAUGGACCUCAGCUUUUCAACAGCAUGUUUGCUGAUGAUCCUGAUGCAGAGAAACUGGCUCUCCUCCCUGGAAUGGAAGCAUUGCUGGAGAUAUUUAAGAGCAAAAUGGAAGCUCUGUGUGUGCAGAUAUUUAAUGCUGGUUUGACUCAGCGUACUCGGAGAACGGCUGAGGUGGAAUCCUUUUUUACCUGUUCCCGUGAGGCGGUGGCUGACAAUCAGCACAAAGCUGCACAAAUCGCAGCUGACUUUGAAAACACCAGGAGGCAGAAGAUUGUGGAAAUGCAAGAGAUCGCAGACGCCGAGCUACUUGAAGCUCACAUCACUUCCUGCCAUGAGCAGGCCGACCAGCUCUCUGAAACCCUCAUGAGUCUUGAACUGCAGCUUGUGGACCAACUGGAGGACAUCUUCAAAGACUUUGAGAGGAACAUCUCAGACAUGGUUGGAGGGUUCAUUGAAUAUGUGCAAGGGAUAUAUCCUUUAUCCAACAAAACAAAACAAAAAUGCUUUUUAAGAGUUUUAAGGGUGAGGUUUCUUUAACUCUGAUGCACAUUCGCACUGUGUCGAGACCUGGAGAACCAGCACCAUGAACAACAGCUUGAAAUUGCCUUGGCAACACUGGAGAAGGUGGUCAAAAAUGAGCUAGAGGAGGAAAUACCAGAUGAUGUUGCAAUGCUCUUGGUGGAUAAAGACACAGUGACCAAUGCAGUCAGUGCUUCUCAUGACACCCACAUGCAGAAGAUUGAUAACAGGGAGGAUGAGCUACUGACACGAAUCAACAGCUGGAUGAGCGGCCUGCUGAAAUCGAUACACAAUGACGAGGUGAAGAGGAAUCGCAAGCGCAUCUCGGAGAUCCAAAACUACAUUCGUUUUGUAAAGGAUGAGCUAAAUGAAAUGGCAUUGUCUGAGCACAGUUAAAAUGUUUAAUUAAAACUGUCAGAUCCAGAAAAUAUUGUAAACAAAUGUUGUUGUUAGAUGUUGA